Triticum turgidum subsp. durum (durum wheat) is the source of this 2532-nucleotide messenger RNA. The record is from the annotation of a GenBank genome assembly. Lineage: Eukaryota; Viridiplantae; Streptophyta; Magnoliopsida; Poales; Poaceae.
AUGGCUGGAAAUCAGCAGCCGGCUUCAGUUGUGUUGGAUUAUGCAGCAGUCCUCGACGCCAAACCCUUGCGCACACUGACCCCCAUGUUCCCUGCACCGCUUGGGAUGCACACUUUCACCCCUAAAAGCUCAUCUUCAGUUGUCUGUGUCACCCCAUUUGGACCAUAUGCUGGAGGUACCGAACAGGGAAUGCCUGGUGGUGUUCCGCCAAUGUUAACAUCACUGUCCGCUCCUGCAGAUCCCAACCAGGUGCAGCCAUAUACGGCUCAUAUGAAUGGAACUUCUAAUGCUAAUGGUACUACAAACAACACAGUGGUUACCCCUGUGUUGCAAACUCCUCCAGCACCCACUAUACAGGAAUCUGGUAAGAAGAAGAGGGGGAGACCCAGGCGUGUGCAAGAUACCACUACUGUUCCUUCGGUUCCUCCAGUUCAACCGGUUCCAACGGUUCCUCCAGUUCAACCGGUUCCAACGGUUCCUCCAGUUCAACCGGUUCCAACGGUUCCUACAGUUCAUUUGGUUCCUUCAGUUCCUUCAGCUCCUCCAGAAGUUAAUAAUAUUGUUCUCCAGACACCUCCUUCAGCCGUCACACAGGAAUCUGGUAAGAGGAAGAGGGGACGACCAAAGCGUGUGCCAGAUGUUUCUGUCUUACCAACUCCAUUGCCUGCAGCAGAUGGUACACCUAUUUUACAGACACCUCCUGCAUCUAGUGUACAUGAAUCUGUUACAAAGAAAAGGGGGCGGCGACCCAAGCUUGUGCAGGAUAGUCCAGAUACUUCAACUCCUCCAGUUCAUUCAAAAGAGAGUAAGCCCUUUAUGCAGACUCCUUCUGCAGUCACCUUAUUGGAGGGUGGUAAGAGGAAGAGAGGGCGGCCGAAGCGUGUGCCUGAUAGUUCAGUGACUCCUUCAAGUCAUUCUGGCCUUUCAGUAGAUGUUGACAGUGGUGACACAUCAAAACGUGGCCGGCCUAAAAAAAUUGACACAAGCCUGUUGCACCUACCGUCUUUGUUUUCAGACGAUCCCAGGGAGUCCGCAGAUAAUGUGCUUAUGAUGUUUGAUGCACUGCGACGACGGCUCAUGCAGUUGGAUGAGGUGAAGCAAGUAGCAAAGCAGCAGCAAAACUUGAAGGCUGGGAGUAUCAUGAUGAACGCUGAACUUCGCCUCAAUAAGAACAAGAGGAUUGGAGAGGUUCCAGGUGUCGAGGUUGGUGACAUGUUCUACUUCAGAAUUGAGAUGUGCCUGGUAGGGUUAAAUAGUCAGAGCAUGGCAGGGAUAGAUUAUAUGUCUGCUAAGUUUGGUAACGAGGAGGACCCCGUGGCCAUUAGUAUUGUGUCAGCUGGUGUGUAUGAGGAUGCCGAAGAUGAUGAUCCAGAUGUUCUGGUUUACAGUGGACAUGGCAUGUCUGGUAAGGAUGACCAAAAGCUUGAGAGAGGUAAUCUUGCACUGGAGAGGAGUUUGCAUAGGGGUAAUCCCAUUAGAGUCGUUCGCACUGUGAAAGACUUGACUUGUUCAACUGGUAAGAUAUACAUAUAUGAUGGCCUUUACCAGAUCAGAGAAGCCUGGGUGGAGAAAGGGAAAUCUGGUUUCAAUAUGUUUAAACACAAGUUGCUCAGAGAACCUGGACAACCUGAUGGCAUUGCAGUGUGGAAGAAGACUGAAAAAUGGAGGGAAAAUCCAUCCUCUAGAGAUCGUGUUAUAUUGCACGACAUAUCAUACGGUGUGGAAAGUAAGCCUAUCUGCCUUGUAAAUGAGGUUGACGAUGAGAAAGGUCCUAGCCACUUCACCUAUACAACUAAACUUAAUUACAUGAAUUCCCCAAGCUCAAUGAGAAAGAUGCAAGGCUGCAAAUGCACAAGCGUAUGUCUACCCGGUGAUAACAACUGUUCUUGCACGCAUCGAAAUGCUGGUGACCUUCCUUACAGUGCUUCAGGCAUACUUGUUAGUCGGAUGCCUAUGUUAUACGAGUGCAAUGAUUCAUGCACUUGUUUACAUAAUUGCCGGAACCGGGUUGUACAAAAAGGUAUCCAGAUCCACUUUGAAGUGUUUAAGACGGGAGAUCGAGGUUGGGGCCUGCGUAGUUGGGAUCCAAUCCGAGCAGGCACAUUUAUCUGUGAAUAUGCAGGUGUAAUUGUUGACAAGAAUGCUCUUGAUGCAGAAGAUGAUUAUAUCUUUGAGACCCCUCCUUCGGAGCAGAACUUAAGAUGGAACUAUGCACCAGAAUUACUGGGUGAACCUAGUCUUUCUGACUUAAACGAAUCAUCUAAGCAGUUGCCAAUAAUUAUUAGUGCAAAACAUACUGGUAACAUAGCUCGCUUCAUGAACCACAGCUGCUCACCUAAUGUUUUUUGGCAACCAGUUCUAUAUGACCAUGGUGAUGAGGGAUAUCCACACAUCGCCUUCUUUGCAAUUAAGCAUAUUCCUCCAAUGACAGAGCUUACAUAUGAUUAUGGUCAGAGCCAAGGUAAUUCUGGGUGUCGGAGGACUAAAAGUUGCUUAUGUUGGUCUCGCAAGUGCAGGGGUUCCUUUGGCUAA